UAGGACUGCCGAGGUAUUUUCAGACGUGAAGACGCGAUAGCCUCCUCCCUCGGGGUCGCACACCAGGCCGGGGUGCGCACCAGCUGCAGCAGCUGCGCGCGAGGCUGUGAGCCCAGAGCACAGCUGUCAACCAGGUCCCCAGUCCUGCAGAGAAGGACGCCCGGGCCACUGACUUGCCGCCCUGUCUCUCCACCCGGGAGGCGGCCGCCGGGUCGAGCCCACAGUGUGAAACACUGCAAACUCAUGAACAAUGAAUUCACUUCACUCAUCCUAUUGGAAUACCUCUGCUGAACUUUUGAACAAAUCCUGGAAUAAAGAGUUUGCUUAUAAAACACUCAGCAUUGUGGAUACAGUCAUCCUACCUUCCAUGAUUGGAAUCAUCUGUUCAAUGGGGCUAAUUGGCAACAUCCUCAUUGUAUUCACUAUAAUAAGAUCCAGGAAAAAAACGAUUCCUGACAUUUAUAUCUGCAAUCUGGCUAUGGCUGACCUGGUCCACAUCAUUGGAAUGCCUUUUCUUAUUCAUCAGUGGGCUCGGGGAGGAGAGUGGGUGUUUGGAGGACCUCUGUGCACCAUCAUCACAUCCCUGGAUACCUGCAACCAAUUUGCUUGUAGUGCCAUCAUGACGGUAAUGAGUGUAGACAGGUACUUGGCUCUCGUCCAACCAUUUCGACUUACAAGUUGGAGAACGAGGUGCAAAACCAUCCGCAUCAAUUUGGGCCUUUGGGCAGCUUCCUUCAUUCUGGCAAUGCCUGUCUGGGUCUAUUCAAAGGUCAUCAAAUUUAAAGACGGCGUUGAGAGUUGUGCUUUUGAUUUAACAUCUCCUGAUGACGUACUCUGGUAUACACUUUAUUUGACAAUAACAACAUUUUUUUUCCCUUUACCCUUGAUCUUGGUGUGUUAUAUUUUAAUUUUAUGUUAUACUUGGGAGAUGUUUCAACAGAAUAAAAAUGCGAGAUGUUACAAUUCCAGUGUUCCCAGACAGAGAGUGAUGAAGUUAACAAAGAUGGUGUUGGUGUUGGUGGCAGUCUUUAUCCUAAGUGCUGCCCCUUAUCAUGUGAUACAACUGGUGAACUUACAGAUGGAGCAUCCCACACUGGCUUUCUAUGUGGGUUAUUAUCUUUCCAUCUGUCUCAGCUAUGCAAGCAGCAGCAUCAACCCUUUUCUCUACAUCCUGCUGAGUGGAAAUUUCCGGAAACGUCUACCUCAAGUUCAAAGAAGAGUGACAGAAAAAGAAAUCCACUAUAUGUAAUGUUUCAAGAAAACAUCCUAAAAUCAAGCUUUUAAAAAAUGCAUGGAUUAAGUGAGUCUGAAUGGGCUUGUCCAUGUUCUCAGUAUGAUUAGAAAAUGCAAGUGAAACAAUAAACACUUUCAUGUGUACUUGUGACUCUUGGGAGAGUGAUGCAGAAGAGCAACCAUUCAAAUAAAAUAGAUUAAAUACAUUAACUUUAGUAAAA
This is a messenger RNA of Sorex fumeus (smoky shrew), 1454 nucleotides long. RefSeq names its product melanin concentrating hormone receptor 2 (gene MCHR2). Bases 251 to 1249 code for a protein of 332 amino acids. The transcript is spliced from 6 exons. Gene Ontology annotation, cellular component: membrane; neuron projection. Lineage: Eukaryota; Metazoa; Chordata; Mammalia; Eulipotyphla; Soricidae. Gene Ontology annotation, molecular function: neuropeptide binding; G protein-coupled receptor activity. Gene Ontology annotation, biological process: neuropeptide signaling pathway. The record is from RefSeq and is a predicted model, not a curated record.